Molecule: messenger RNA, 1771 nt
Organism: Anastrepha ludens (Mexican fruit fly)
Lineage: Eukaryota; Metazoa; Arthropoda; Insecta; Diptera; Tephritidae
Gene: APP-BP1
Product: nedd8-activating enzyme E1 regulatory subunit
Exons: 6
Coding region: 63-1631 (522 amino acids)
Biological process (GO): ubiquitin-dependent protein catabolic process; protein neddylation; protein ubiquitination
Cellular component (GO): nucleus; cytoplasm
Molecular function (GO): ubiquitin activating enzyme activity; NEDD8 activating enzyme activity
Source: RefSeq, a predicted model, not a curated record
UUAGCAGAAAUCAGCUGGUUUUUUGUUAGGGUUCAUCAGAGCGAGUGCAUCGAGCAGUAAAAAUGUCAUCGCCGGCGCCAAAAUCUCCAGAGCAAUCGGACAAAAGUAGGAAAUAUGACCGACAGAUCCGUUUAUGGGGAGAGCACGGACAAAAUUUGCUCGAGAGUUCUACAAUUUGUUUGCUUAAUGCAACAGCUCUAGGUUGCGAAGUUCUGAAAAGUCUGGUUCUACCCGGUAUUGGAGGUUUUACCAUCGUCGAUGGCAGCGUUGUGACCGAGGAUGAUUUAGGAAUAAACUUCUUUUUGGAUGCCUCGUUUCUUGGGCAGUCUAAGGCUGGAGCGUGUAUGCAAUUACUUCAAGAACUAAACACUGAUGUCAACGGCGACUUUGUUGAUGAAAGCGUUGACUGGAUAUUAUCAAAUCGACCGGCAUAUUUCGACACGUUCGAUGUUGUAAUUGCUUCAAAUCUAAAUGAAAAAGCUUUAUUGGGAUUAUCCGAACGUCUGUGGGAAGCAAACAUUCCAUUUAUUUAUUGUCGGUCGUUGGGGUUUUUUGGUUCUAUACGCUUACAAAUAAGGGAACAUUGUGUUAUUGAGUCUCAUCCCGAUAACCAACAAUAUGACCUCCGCCUAGAAAAACCGUUCCCUGCAUUGCAGAAUCAUUUUGAGAGCACAGAAGUUACAAGCAAAGUUCCAUGGUUGUUAGUGCUUAACAAAUUUCUACAAACAUGGAAGGAGAGAAGUGGUGGGCAUGCUCCAACCAAUUAUAAGCAAAAAACUCAACUGCGAGAAAUGAUUCGCUCUGCCAUGACUGCAGACGAAGAAAACUACGAAGAAGCCAUAAAGGCAGUAAAUACUGCUAUGGGCGGCGGUACUGUGCCUCUUUCGAUCAAAGCGAUUUUUGAGGAUAACGCUUGCACGAAUCUUAAUAAGCAGAGUGACUCCUUUUGGAUCAUAGCCAAAGCCUUGAAAGAAUUCGUAGAAAACGAUAAUAACGGCUUAUUGCCAUUGCCUGGAGUACUGCCAGAUAUGACAGCUGAUACUGAAUCAUAUAUAACUUUACAGAACAUUUAUCGGCAACAAGCAUUACAUGAUGCGGACAACGUCUAUCGUAAAUGUCAAAAAUAUUUAAAAGAACUCGGACUGCCUGAAGAUACAAUUUGCGAGAAAACGGUACGCCUGGUUUGUCGUGAAGCGGCUGGAUUGGCUGUUAUACGUGGUACUAAAAUUUCCGAUGAGAACGCCAAAAGUAACAAUUUACUUUCGAUUGUGGACGAUUUAGAGAUUCAAGACACACUUUCCGAACAUUAUGUGGCUUUGCGUGCCUAUGAGCGUUUUCUAUCUGAAUGUGGCAAUGUGCCCGGUGAAUGUUAUGUCGAGAACGAUGUGAAGGAGUUUAAAACGGUUGCUAGUAAAAUGCUGUCCGAUUGGAGUGUUCAUGCAUCCAUUAGUGAUGAUUUGAUACAUGAAAUUUGUCGUUUUGGUGGCUCGGAGAUUCACUCAAUAUCGGCAUUUAUUGGCGGAUGUGUGGCCCAGGAGGUGAUAAAAAUAGUGACCAAGCAAUACAAACCUAUCGACAACACGUUCUUAUACAACGGUAUCACUUCCGAAACGGCAACUCUUAAACUAUAAUUAUUUAAAAUGCUUCGUCAAACAUUUUAACCGAAAUAAUUCCGAUGAGUUAUAAGCCAUUCAUAUAGCAAAAUUUUUGGCUUUACGUAAAUACAUAAAAAAAUUUACAUAAAUUACUAUAACAAAUUAAUAAUAACAAA